Xiphias gladius (swordfish) is the source of this 2433-nucleotide messenger RNA. It is a transcript of the gene prlra, whose product is annotated as prolactin receptor a. The transcript is spliced from 9 exons. The record is from RefSeq and is a predicted model, not a curated record. Gene Ontology annotation, cellular component: signaling receptor complex; external side of plasma membrane; membrane. Lineage: Eukaryota; Metazoa; Chordata; Actinopteri; Istiophoriformes; Xiphiidae. Gene Ontology annotation, biological process: cytokine-mediated signaling pathway. Gene Ontology annotation, molecular function: cytokine binding; cytokine receptor activity. The coding region runs from base 197 to 2152 and encodes 651 amino acids.
CCUCGCUGACGGGACGGCUAAGCUGCCCGUGUCGGCCGGUAAUGCAUAGUGCCCUUGUGUCCCGUCAUCCUGGUAAACCAGUUAUACAAGUCGGUAAGUCCGCUCUUCUGGGAGCCCGCGGAGGAGUAGCCACAGCCAAGGCCCGGAGGGAGAGACCAAGAACUCCCGUCAGCUGCUGCCAAGGCUUUGUGGUGCCAUGAUGAAGAAGGUCGUGGAAGUCGUCCUGCUGUUGUUGCUGCUGCUAUUCUUCACGUCGUGUGCAAAGGGAACGCGCUACAGCGCACCGGGGAAGCCCGCCCUGACCAGAUGUCGUUCUCCUGAAAAAGAGACCUUCACCUGCUGGUGGGAGCCAGGCUCUGAUGGGGGACUUGCCACGACCCAUGCCCUUUACUAUCGCAAAGAAAACUCUGAGACAGUGUACGAGUGUCCCGACUACCACACCGCCGGGAGGAACUCCUGCUUCUUUAACAAGAACGACACGUCCAUCUGGGUCAACUACAACAUCACUGUGGUGGCUACCAACGCACUAGGCAGCACGUUCUCCGACCCCGUGGACAUAGAUGUGGUCUACAUUGUCAAGCCUAAUCCUCCAGAGAAGGUGACAGUGACUGUAAUGGAGGACAAGGGCUGGCCCUUCCUCCGGGUGUCAUGGGAACCGCCUCAUAAGGCUGACACCCGCUCCGGUUGGAUCACUCUCAUCUACGAGCUCCGCGUCAAGUUGGAGGGAGGAGAUGACUGGGAGAUGCACCUUGCAGGCCAACAGAAGAUGUUUAACAUUUUCAGUCUGCGGUCAGACGGUACAUACCAUGUCCAGGUGCGCUGUAAGCCGGAUCAUGGCUUUUGGAGUGAAUGGAGUUCCACCUCCCACAUCAAAGUUCCUGACUAUUUCCAUCGAGAGAAAUCGGUUUGGAUCCUCAUUACGGUCUUUUCUGCCUUCAUCUUCCUCAUCCUCACAUGGUUGCUACACAUGAACAGCCACAGUCUGAAGCAUUGUAUUCUGCCACCAGUCCCUGGUCCUAAAAUCAGAGGAUUUGAUAAGCAGCUUCUCAAGAAUGGAAAGUCUGAGGAGGUCUUCAGCGCGCUGGUGGUGUCUGACUUCCCCCCAACCACAUUAUCCACUUAUGAGGACUUGCUGGUGGAAUACUUAGAGGUAUAUGUCCCCGAAGAGCAGGAGCUCAUGCUGGAGGAAAGCAAGGAUCUAGAUGAAAGUCGCCUCAAAUCUGAGGGCUCCACAUCUGACAACGACUCCGGCCGGGGCAGCUGCGAUAGCCACACUCUGCUGAUGGAUAAGUGUGGAGAGGCAAAAGAAGAAGGGAGGCAAACAGACCAGGAGUCAAGUCCAACGGAUACGAAGGCGCAGAGGCACCAGAAAGACUGGGAGGAGGACACGUUUACCUAUGCUCAUGAAGACAUGGUUAGCCCUGAAAUGUCCAGCGGAAGGGUGAAGACCUGGCCUUCUGUGUUUUCUCCACUGCCUCAGUACAGCUCAAGCCCACUGGACCAAAGAGGCUCAAGUGAGAAAGCCAAACAGCACUGCCUCUCCGACAGCCUGUUCCCCCCAGGCUCCGCUUCCUUAUACCUUUCCCAGCCUGGCCACAGCACCAAGGAGGCUCUCGGACCGAGCUACUGGGAAUUCGGCUUGGGCAACAAGCAACCUCAUUUGCUCCAUCCCCGGAUGCAGGCCCAUCGGCAACUCCAGGCCCACAGCGAUGUCAACAUCACCAGCACCGGCCACAAACAAGCACCUGUUGGUCUGCAGUCGCCCGCUCUGCGGCCCACUGAAUACGUUGAGGUCCAGAGGGUCAACGAGGAGGAUAUGGUGCUUCUCCAGCCUGUUGUGUCUGGCCGUGGCUGUGGCAACAGCAGACCCCAGAUGCACCACAGGGAGGACUACAGCAAGGUGAAAGGGGUGGACAGCGGCAACAUGCUGCUGCUCCAGAGAGAGGUGAUGGAAGAAGAGGUGGGCAGGUGCACUUGUGAGAACCAGGAGACUAAUGGAGUGACAGAGAGCUGCUACACAUCAUCCAUCACUACCACUAACCAGAAGCCUACAGCCUUCAUUCACACUGCCACGCCGGUCCAGGACGAAAUGGCCCUGACAGCGAGUGGUUAUGUUGACACUGCCACCGUGUUCACACCACCCACUUACUAGGUGCUUCAUAAGCCCAACUGGCAGGUCUGGGACAUUGCAAGACCUGUUUUAAGCUGGGACUGAGACAAAAAACACUAACACUGGAUGACUCCUGCAAAAAUGGUUGCAAAGUCACUCUGUUGAGAAUCCAUCCAAAAGAAUUUGAUUGAAUGAUGUGAAUAAUAAGUGUCAUUCAAAUUUAUAAAGAAUAUGAUUGAUUGUAUAAAUUAUUUGGUACUACAUGCUGUCAUUACGACAUAUACAUAAAUUAUGUGUUUGUGUGUGUGUGUGUGUGUGUGUGU